GUCGGCCAGCGGACAUGCCCCGAAUCUGUGGAGCUAUCGACUGGAUGUUCAACCGCUGGCACCGCCCUCAUUGGUGGCGCCGCGACAGGAGGCUUCGCCUCCACGUGCGCGCGGUUAUCCCUGUGUGCAAGCAGCCGUGCUGCGGCAGAAACAAGUUUCUGCGGCAGCACCUGCAGCACCCCGCCAAGCACCUCAGUUGCCUCAACCAGACCAGGCACCCCAGGCCACGCCGGCUCAAACGGCAAGACCCGUUCUCCUGCAACCUCGUCCUGGGGAGCAACCCACGCCAGCUCAGGCGACCAGAUCCCUCGUCGUCCCGGUGUCUCAGCAUCCACUUCAUUCAGGGCCGCCACAGACGCCACAGCACCCAGCAAGCCGGCUGGUGCAGCCCAUGGGACCUUCUCCGACGCCACAGGCCCCAGCUACUCCAGCUCCACCCACGCCGGCGCUCCCUCCGAGAGGCAUGCAGACGCAGCCGCCUUUGAUGCCUCUGCCGCAGUUCGACCAGAAACACCCCCCCGCCCUCACACCCAUCUGCCCGCCGCCUCCCGUGGAGAGCCAGCAGCUUUCGCGCCACGCCUCCGCACCACUGCUUCCGGCCCCUGCCGGAGUCGCCGUGGCGUCCCCGACACCGGAGACGUCGCGGGCGCCUGCUGUCGUCGGCACUCCGCUUGUCUGCGCCGUGCCCGCCUCCGCUCGCUACGAGACGAUGCAUGUCACCACCCGGCUGUCACGGGUGUCAUUGACUGACUCGGUGUCGGGAAUACGGACACCGGUUUCGGCAAGGUCCUUCGGCACGCCGCCGGCCGGAGGCGUGCGCUCACCACGGACUCCCCUGACGGCACGAUCUGCGAAGAUCGCCUCGCCUAUGUCGCGGCGCAUGGAAGAGCCGCAGACGCCGGAGCCAAACCCACGUUACCUCGCGCCGGCUACGCCCUUGCGAGCGUUUGCCACUGCAGCAGAGGAGGGCCAGGGAGGUCCCUGCGCAGGCGAAACCUCCCCGCAGAAGCCGCCUAUCAAGGUCUUCAGCGAACGCCUCCUGCGAAAAGAGGACACAAUGCCCCCGAUGCCCACCGGGGCUGCCCCAGUUGUAAUCACGCUGCCUCGGGCCGAGUCGAAGAAGGCAAAGAACCCGGUGCCGGCACGGGCCACGGUCCCCAUGCAGGGCUGCAGCAGCGCGAACGGGAGCGGGCCCAAUUCGCCGAUCCUCUCUGCGCAGCGCGCCCCUUUGUCUCCGAGCUCCGGCGUUCGAGCGGCGAUCAUCCCCGGCCGCGCCAUCGCCGUGCGGCCGCCGCCCUCCACGCCGCCGAGGGAGCACCGCAAGGUCGCUCUUUGGCCAGUUGGCGGCAGCUCGCGGCCCGUCUCGCUCUUGAGGGGCGCCGGACCUGCCCUGGUGCGGCCCCUCGAGGAUCCUCGCAGCUCCAUGGGCGCGGUUCUUCGAAGCCCAAAGGAAGGCGAUGUGGCGAGGCCAGCGUCGCCAGAGAGGCUUUCGCCGCCGGCAAUGCCUUCCUUGUCGGCCCCGGUGGUUCGACCUGCCUCACCAAACAGGCUUUCCCCGGCCGCAACCGCACGCAUGCCGUUGAUGAACCCGAGCCCGUCAAUGUCGCGUCUCGCUUCCCAGACGUCCCUGACCAGUUUCUAUUCCGACCGAGGCGACUUGCAAAGAAGGCCCGGCACCGUGCGAGUGCCUGCGCCUUCUGCUUUGCUUCAGCGUGGCGUGCCGCCGGACAGGUGGGGCAUCAGCCUCGACCAGCUCUGCGAGAUAGAAAACGAGAAACACUUCUCGGUCCAGCAAACCACUCGAGAGGUUGUGGCACAUGUGCUCUGGCCCAUGACGAUCGGCAAGGGCAUAGGCUACGCCCUCCUCCGGAACUCUGCGAGCCCGCUUCAGGCAGCCAUCCUGGUUUCGCACGCCUGGGACGAUGCUUUCACGGAUCUGCUGUCGGCGCUGUCGGUCGCAGAGCACCAGGGCGUCAUGUGGGUCGCGUCGACAGCCUUGUACCAGUCAGAGGAGGCCAUCUCCCAGAUCUUGUGUGAGCCCUCGGUGCUGCUGAAUCCGGUUCUUCGAAGUGCCGACUGCAUGCUGUGCGUUCUGUCCACAAACAUCGAUGUCUACGAGCGAUUGUGGUGCUUGUUCGAAAUGUCCGCGGCAGUCGACUUGGGGCUGGAGGUGAACACCACCCAGAAGCCCAAGGGGCGCAGUGCGUGGUGCCUGGACGAAGCAUUCCUCACCGCUUGCGCAAAGCCGGUGGACUCCCGCUCUGCACGCUGCGGUCCCGCUUCGGCAUCGUUCUCGCGGGACGAGCAGGCCUUGCGCCGACAAAUCGAGAACUCGAAGGGCUUUGACGAGAUCGACACGGCAGUGGAAAUGGCUCGCCUGCAUGCUCUGACAAAGUUUCGGGACCGGCUGCUCGGCGGUGGCUGGAGCACAACGGGCAUCGGAAAGCAAUACCAGGACGUCAUUGGCGAUCUUUGUGUACGCGUCGGCGUCCACCAGCCCAUGCCUACGUCGAGGCCGAAGAAUUCGAUGCAGAUCAGUCAGUUCUCGCCGAUGCCUACCAACAUCAAGCAGGAGCUUACGCCCCGGACCGGCUUCCGACAGCAUUGGGGCAAGAUCACCACACUUUGA
Messenger RNA from Symbiodinium sp. CCMP2592, 2629 nucleotides. The record is from the annotation of a GenBank genome assembly. Lineage: Eukaryota; Dinophyceae; Suessiales; Symbiodiniaceae.